Messenger RNA from Parasteatoda tepidariorum (common house spider), 1245 nucleotides. Its product is annotated as polyribonucleotide 5'-hydroxyl-kinase Clp1. Gene Ontology annotation, biological process: mRNA 3'-end processing; tRNA splicing, via endonucleolytic cleavage and ligation. Gene Ontology annotation, molecular function: polynucleotide 5'-hydroxyl-kinase activity. The record is from RefSeq and is a predicted model, not a curated record. Lineage: Eukaryota; Metazoa; Arthropoda; Arachnida; Araneae; Theridiidae. Gene Ontology annotation, cellular component: nucleus.
AUGGGGGAAAAUGCUGUAUUUAAAUUAGAAGCGGAAAAUGAACUUCGUGUUAUGGUUGGUGAUCAAACACAAAGUGUUGAGAUUGAACUAAUUGAUGGCCUUGCCGAAAUCUAUGGCACGGAGAUGCAGAAAAACAAAGUUUAUGCAUUUCCGAAAUCUUCAUCAAUAUCUGUUUUUUCAUGGCAAGGUUGUUCUAUAAAAGUGACAGGUGCCCCACAGGAGGCUUAUAUUGCUACUGAUACUUACAUGAUUCUUCAUGUUAUAUUACACGCUUGUUUGGAACAGAUGCGAAUAGCUGCGGAAAACGAUAAUCGCAAGGGACCCGUCACCCUAGUAGUAGGUCCUGCAGAUUCUGGUAAAAGUUCUUUAUGUAGACUGCUCUUAAAUUAUGCAGCCAGACUCGGAAGAAAACCAUUUCUAAUAGAUUUAGAUGUUGGGCAGAAUUCGCUUUCGAUUCCAGGAACAAUAAAUAUACUUAACGUAGAUAAACCAGCUGAUAUUGUUGAUGGUUUUGAUCAAGAAGCUAUACAAGCAUAUCAUUUUGGUUAUAAAAGUCCUGGACAAAUGAUUGCUUUAUAUUUUCUUCAAAUCAAAAAAUUAGGGGAAAUACUUCAAACACGCUUGAGAGAAACUAAUAGGAAUGCUCGAACAUCAGGCGUGAUUAUUGAUACUUGUGGUUGGACCAGAGGUGAUGGCUAUAAUGCGUUAACUCUAGCUGCUAUGUCAUUUCAAAUUGAUAAACUUGUUGUUGUACAAGAAGAACGUUUAUAUACACAGCUGAAACGAGACAUGCCGUCUUGUGUUGAAGUUCUUUAUAUGCCUAAAAUGCUAGGUGUUAAUGAAAGAACUAGACCAGUUCGUAUUCACUAUAGAGAAAAAAGAGUGAAAGAAUAUUUCUAUGGUUCUACUGUUGAAUUACACCCACACACUUUUGAAAUUCAUUUCUCCGAGAUUAAAAUUUACCAAGUUACAAUGAAAAGUCCCGCACCAGACAGUAGUGUUGGUGUUUCUCUUAAUGAUAUUGGUUAUAGUGAAGUGGCCUUAGGACCUCAAUUAAUAAAUCAGGUUUUGGCUCUCAGCUCAGCAGAUAAAAUGUCUGAUGAUGCGGUAUUAAAAAAUAUUAUUGGAUUUAUAUGUGUUAGAGAUAUUGAUUUAGUUCGAGGCUAUAUCACUAUUUUGAGUCCACAACCUGCUCCGUUACCAAAAAAGAUUUUAUUUUUGGGAGACAUUGAACUGAUAAUGUAG